AUGACGCUGCUGGACACGGAGCAGUCCUACGUGGAGUCCUUGCGCACCUUGAUGCAGGGUUACAUGAAGCCACUGAAGCAACCAGAGAACUCGCUGCUGUGCGACCCAUCGCUGGUGGAUGAGAUCUUUGACCAGAUCCCUGAGCUGCUGGAGCACCACGAGCAGUUCCUGGAGCAGAUCCAUGACUGUGUGCAGAACUGGCACGAGAAGCAGAAAGUGGGCGACCUCCUGGUGCAGUCGUUCUCCAAGGACGUGCUGGUGAACAUCUACUCUGCCUACAUCGAUAACUUCCUCAAUGCCAAGGAUGCAGUCAGGAUUGCCAAGGAAGCCCGGCCGGCAUUCAUGAAGUUCCUGGAGCAAAGCAUGAGGGAGAACAAGGAGAAGCAGGCUCUGUCCGACCUCAUGAUCAAGCCGGUGCAGAGGAUCCCACGCUACGAGCUGCUGGUGAAGGACCUGCUGAAGCACACGCCUGAGGACCACCCCGACCACCCUUUCCUCAUCGAUGCCCAGCGCAACAUCAAGCAAGUGGCCGAGAGGAUCAACAAGGGCAUGAAGAGCGCAGAGGAGGUGGAGAGGAACGCACGGAUCGUGCAGGAGAUCGAGUCCCACAUCGAAGGGAUGGAGGACCUCCAGGCCCCACUCCGCAGGUUCCUGCGCCAGGAGAUGGUCGUGGAAGUGAAGGCUGUGGGUGGGAAGAAGGACCGCUCCUUCUUCCUCUUCUCGGACCUGCUGGUGUGCACCACACUGAAGCGCAAGUCGGGCUCCCUCCGCCGCAGCUCCAUGAGCCUGUACACGGCGGCCAGUGUGAUCGACACCGCCAGCAAGUACAAACUGCUCUGGAAGCUGCCACUGGAGGAUGUGGACAUUGUUAAAGGCGCCUCUCAAGCCACCAACCGGGAGAGCAUCCAGAAAAGCAUCUGCCGCCUGGAUGAAGACCUCAGCACGUUGGGGCAAGUCAGCAAGUUAUCAGAGACCCUCAGCUUCCCCCACCAGAGCCUGGAUGACGUGAUCAAGGACCUGAUGGCUGCCAUCCACCGGGAGCUGGCGGAGAAGCAAUCCCUGUCCUUCAGCAUGGCCUUCCCCCCCAACAAGGUGGAGCUCAGCACCACCAAAGCUGAUGGCACCGAGACCUUCAUCUUUGAGUUCCCCAACCCUGAUGCCCGGCUCGGCUUCGAGCAAGCCUUUGAGGAUGCCAAGAAAAAGCUGGCUUCCAGCAAAAACUGCCUGGACCCAGAGUUCCUCAAGGCCAUCCCCAUCAUGAAGACGCGGAGUGGGAUGCAGUUCUCUUGUGCUUCCCCCAGCCAUGGCAGCCCGGAAAGCUCCCAUGAAGUUUGGGUUUGCAACAGCGAUGGCUACGUGGGGCAGGUCU
Nestor notabilis (Kea) is the source of this 1369-nucleotide messenger RNA. RefSeq names its product Rho guanine nucleotide exchange factor (GEF) 17 (gene ARHGEF17). Gene Ontology annotation, molecular function: guanyl-nucleotide exchange factor activity. The annotation marks the transcript as partial. Lineage: Eukaryota; Metazoa; Chordata; Aves; Psittaciformes; Psittacidae. The record is from RefSeq and is a predicted model, not a curated record. Gene Ontology annotation, biological process: actin cytoskeleton organization. The transcript is spliced from 12 exons.